Messenger RNA from Aplysia californica (California sea hare), 1730 nucleotides. Its product is annotated as 2-succinylbenzoate--CoA ligase. Lineage: Eukaryota; Metazoa; Mollusca; Gastropoda; Aplysiida; Aplysiidae. The record is from RefSeq and is a predicted model, not a curated record.
CCUUGACACAGCUAUAAAUACGUGACUGCAGAGACUGGAGCAAGACGCGUUAAAAUUCCAGCCAGUUUGUCCUAUCAAAGACAAUAGAAAUCAAACAGACAUCGAUAUCUAGAGCCAAGAGCUGAAGAUCAUUUUCACCUGCUUUAUCGCCAGAUUCUGACUAAGAAAAUGGGGGCCAACAACUCCAGCUUACACCACCUGAGAACUAUACCCCAGAGACUUCAGUAUUUCAGUGAGAAUUGUCCAGACAAUGAAAUGUUUGUCUUCUAUACCAGUAAAGAACGCACAGCCUUCACAUCCAAACAGGUGUACGAUCUGGCAAGUCGUUUUGCUUGGUGGUUACACCAGCAAGGAUUCCAACGAUAUGACGUCAUUGCCAAUACUUUACCAAAUUCUCCAGAGCGGCUAAUCACAGACCUGGGGAUUAUGUUUGCGGGUUGCACGGCGCUAAACGGACAGAUACUUCUGGCAGACGGAGAAGAUUUCUUCUCUUCUGCUGUAACUAGUCGCUGCAAAGCUGUCAUCGUCUGCCCACGAGAGAACGAACCGGCUUGGAGACUUUUAAAAAGUGACGUCACAGGAAGCAUCUCGGGAUUGUUUGCUGACAUGUCAUGUAGCCGAUCCCAAGACCUGACGUCCGCUAUUCUUGUGUCCAGGGGCAAAGACAACCCUGGUUGCGCUGUCUUGGAAGAACUCACUUCUGGUUCUGGUGACACCUACGUAGAGGACGUUGAUCCUGAUGACGUCUUCAUGAUCUUCACUACCUCCGGUAGCACAGGAUAUUCCAAGAUGGUGCCCCGAACACAUCGCUGGAUCUUCGACUCGUGUGAUUCCUUCGAAGAGGCUUCCUCGUUUAGCGAACUUCGUAACCACGAAAAUGACGCCGCAUUCAACGACAGGCCUUUGGGUUGGUUGGGAGGAUACCCAACCUCAAGUUUUGCGCAAGCAGAUAAACGGGUACUGUUGGAUACAUUGUACCGGUCUCGGGAAACAAGCGCUGCCAGGGCAGCUGUUACAUGGAAUGCCAUCCUCAAGGAGAGGUGCAAACUUGCCACCAUUUUGCCUCUUGACUUUUACGAGGUCUCCAACUAUGUGAAGUCCCAAGGCGGAAGUCGCUUUAAGCUGGACACGCUUGGUAUAGGAGGGCAACCUGUAAGGAAAGAUCAGAUUGCAGACAUGCUCGAACUCUUUGAAAAGGUCGUAGUUACCUAUGGCGCUACAGAGUUUGGGCUUGUCAGUGCCUCUACAUUGACAGAGGCCAAUGUUGAAGACUUUUUCUCUGGGAAACCUUUGGACGAAAACAACGUCCGUGUGGUGAACAAAGACCAACAGAACUGCAAGACAAAGGAAGUGGGGACCAUCCAUGUCAGAGGUUCCGGUGUUUUCACGGGCUACUUUAACAAACUGGAGGAGACGGACAAAAACACUGCCAAGGCCUUCACGACAGAUGGCUGGUUCAACACAGAGGACAACGGGUUUUUCGACGAACAGGGAAAUCUUUACGUUCUUGGCAGAGAGAAGGACAUCAUCAUGUACGGCUCUUUCGUUGUCUACCCGGGAUGGUUAGAGAGAAAGAUGGUGGCUCACCCUGAUGUAGCUGAUGUCGUGGUGGUGCCCAUAUUGGAAGAGUUUCCUAUGACGUCGACGGGUAAACCACACAAGCAACUAAUGAAAAAGAUGGCAGAAGAACGAUUUGGGCAAACUGUGAAAUAAACUCACUAUUUUCCACU